Mustela lutreola (European mink) is the source of this 495-nucleotide messenger RNA. Its product is annotated as ferritin light chain-like. Lineage: Eukaryota; Metazoa; Chordata; Mammalia; Carnivora; Mustelidae. Gene Ontology annotation, cellular component: cytoplasm. The record is from RefSeq and is a predicted model, not a curated record. Gene Ontology annotation, biological process: iron ion transport; intracellular iron ion homeostasis. The transcript has a single exon. Gene Ontology annotation, molecular function: ferric iron binding; ferrous iron binding. Bases 1 to 495 code for a protein of 164 amino acids.
AUGAGCUCCCAGAUUCAUCAGAAUUUUUCCACCAAGGUAGAGACCGCCAUCAACCACCCAGUCAACGUGCAUCUGUGGACCUCCUACAUCUACCUCUCUCUGGGCUUCUAUUUCCACCAUGACAAUAUGACUCUGGAGGGUGUGGGCCACUUCUUCCACAAGCUGACUGAGGAGAAGUGCGAGGGUUCCCAGCAUCUCUUGAAGAUGCAAAAUCAGCAUGGUGGCCGCACCCUCUUUCAGGAUGUCCAGAAGCCAUUCCAAGAUGAGGGGGGGGAAACCCUGGACACCACGGAAGCUGUACUGGUUCUGGAGAAGAGCCUUAAUGAAACCCUUCUGGAUCUGCUUGCCCUGGGUCCUGCCCGCACAAACGCCCAUCUCUGUGACUUCCUGGAGAACCACUUCCUAGAUGAGGAGGUGAAACUCAUCAAAAAGAUGGGUGACCACCUGAUGAACCUCCACCAGCCCCCAGGCUGGGCUGGGCCAGUAUCUCUUUGA